CCUGGGCGCUGUCCUGCGUGUCCCUACGGGUCUGGUGUGAUCGCCGGGCUCCUGCUCCGCCAUGCUCCUGCUGCUGGGGUUGUGUUUGGCGCUGACCCUCUGCGCGGGGUCGCAGGAAGAGGAGCCCAGCUGGGUUGACACUUCGGAGCAAGUUGGACUCAGGGUCCCCAGGCAACUCAGGCUGUUGCAAAGGCUGAAAACCAAACCUUUGAUGACAGAAUUCUCUGUGAAGUCUACUAUCAUUUCUCGCUAUGCCUUCACUACAGUUUCCUGCAGAAUGCUGAACAGAGCAUCUGAGGAUCAGGAAAUAGAGUUUCAGAUGCAGAUUCCAGCUGCGGCUUUUAUCACCAACUUCACUAUGCUUAUUGGAGACAAAGUGUAUCAGGGUGAAAUUACAGAGAGAGAAAAGAAGAAUGGUGAUAGGGCAAAAGAGAAAAGAAAUAAAACCACAGAAGAUUAUGGGGAGAAGGGGACUGAAACGUUCAGAGCUUCUUUAGUGAUCCCUAGCAAAGACAAGGCUGCCUUCAUCCUCAGUUAUGAAGAGCUUCUGCAGAGGCGGUUGGGGAAAUACGAGCACGUCAUCAGUGUGCGACCACAGCAACUGGUGGGAAGGCUGACUGUGGACGUGACUAUUCUGGAGAGGUCGGGCAUUGCGUCCUUGGAGGUGCUCCCACUUCACAACAGCAGGCAGAAGGGCAGCGGGAGGGGAGAAGAUAAUGCUGGACCUCCUCCUUCUACUGUUAUCAACCAAAAUGAAACUUUUGCCAAAGUCAUUUUUAAGCCUACGGUGGUACAACAAGCCAGGAUUGCCCAGAAUGGAAUUUUGGGUGAUUUCAUAAUUAGAUAUGAUGUCAACAGGGAACAGAGUGUUGGGGACAUCCAGGUCCUAAAUGGUUAUUUUGUGCACUACUUUGCUCCUAAAGACCUUCCUCCUUUACCCAAAAAUGUGGUUUUUGUGCUUGACAGCAGUGCCUCUAUGGUAGGAACCAAACUCCGGCAGACCAAGGAUGCCCUCUUCACUAUUCUCCAUGACCUCCGACCUCAGGACCGUUUCAGUAUCAUUGGGUUUUCCAACCGGAUCAAAGUAUGGAAGGACCACUUAAUAUCAGUCACUCCUGACAAUAUCAGGGAUGGCAAAGUCUACAUUCACCAUAUGUCACCCACUGGAGGCACAGACAUCAAUGGGGCCCUUCAGAGGGCCAUCAGGCUGCUCAACAACUAUGUGGCCCACAACGACAUUGAAGACCGGAGUGUGUCCCUCAUCAUCUUCCUGACAGAUGGGAAACCAACUGUUGGGGAGACUCAGACCCUCAAAAUUCUUAACAACACCAAGGAGGCUGCCCGAGGUCAAAUCUGCAUCUUCACCAUUGGCAUUGGGAAUGAUGUGGACUUCAGACUGCUGGAGAAACUGUCUCUGGAGAACUGUGGUCUCACACGACGUGUUCAUGAGGAGGAGGAUGCAGGCUCACAGCUCAUUGGAUUCUAUGAUGAGAUCAGAACGCCCCUCCUUUCUGACAUCCGCAUCGAUUAUCCUCCCAGCUUAGUGGAGCAUGUCACCAAAACCCUGUUCCCCAACUACUUCAAUGGCUCAGAAAUUAUCAUUGCUGGGAAGUUGGUGGACAAGCAGUUGGAUCAAUUGCACGUGGAGGUCACUGCCAGCAAUAGUAAGAAAUUUGUCGUACUGAAGACGGAUGUGCCUGUGGAGCCCCUGAAGGCAGGGGAUGAUAGUGAGGAGGACCCCAACCACAUAGAGCGUCUCUGGAGCCACCUCACCAUGAAGGAGCUGAUGAGCUCCUGGCUGCAGAGUGACAAUGAGCAGGAGAAGGAGCAACUGAGGCAGAAGGCCCAGGCCUUGUCAGUGAGCUAUCAUUUCCUCACCCCCUUCACUUCCAUGAAGCUGAGGAAGCCGGCCCUUCACACAGACAAACCAGAGGAUGCUUAUGGCAUGUCGGCAGCCACAGGACCUGCAACAGUGAUGCAGAGUUUGCGAGGAGGAACCAGCAUGCAGCCAGGAUCUACUCUCAAGAAGCUGUAUGACCCAAGAAUUAAAAUCUCUAAAACAUCAGUGGAUGGUGACCCCCAUUUUGUUGUGGAUUUCCCCUGGAGCAAGCUCACUGUCUGCUUUAACAUUGAUGGGGAGCCUGGGGACAUCCUACGACUAGUCUCUGAUCACAUGGACGCCGGUGUGACAGUGAAUGGAGAGUUAAUUGGAGCCCCUGCUCCACCAAACGGUCACAAGAAACAGCGCACUUACUUCGGCACCAUCACUAUCCUUGUCAACAAGCCAGAGAGAUCUUAUCUUGAGAUUACGCCAAACAGAGUCAUCCUGGACAGUAGAGACAGGCUGGUCCUCCCCUGCAACCGGAGCGUGGUGGUGGGGAGUCGGGGGCUGGAGGUGUCUGUAUCUGCCAAUGCCAAUGUCACCGUUACCAUCCAGGGCACCAUCACCUUUGUCAUCCUCAUUCACCUCUACAAAAAUCCAGCCCCUUUCCAGCGGAACCACCUGGGCUUCUACAUCUCCAAUAGCAAAGGCCUCUCCAGCAAUUGCCACGGACUGUUAGGUCAGUUCCUGAACCAGGAUGCCAAACUCACAGAGAAGCCUUCAGGGCUCAGCCAGAAUCUUACCAUUCCUCUAUUCCCUCCAGCAGGAGAGAGAUCUGAGACUAUCCUGAAGGUGAAAGGCCACCAAGUCCCAGUGGUCUGGAAACAAAGGAAGAUCUACAAUGGGGAAGAGCAGAUAGACUGCUGGUUUGCCAGGAACAAUGCUGCCAAACUGAUUGAUGGGGAGUAUAAAGAUUACCUGGCUUCUCAUCCAUUUGACACAGAGACCACCUUUGGCCUGGGACUAUCCAGGGGACUCUGAAACUGGCUGCUGUAAUGAUGAGCGUGCAUGACAGGGAUGUGACUCGGGGAACACCAUGGGACAACUCUUGUUGCUUGUACAUGCCUCAUUUCUUGGUCAUUAGCUAUACUCUAUAAACCUUCCCUGGUGGAGUGUAGGUCUAAUGUCUGCUUGAGCAAAGGAACACAAACCAGGGCUAGACAGUAUCUGGUCAGGCUCCAAGGGAUCUUCCUAUUGUAUAAAUCCCAGCCGGAAGAGUAAGUGCAAAUGUUACUCUCUUCUACAUCUUCUUCCUGCUUCACCCUCCCUCAAAUCUAUAGUUGGGAUAUAUGGCAGCCACAAGGGGAAAAAGGUCCCAGUGAAGGUGAGAAAGGCUCUACCUGUGAUGAAGGAAUGUUGCCGCAUUCGUUGAUUUUUUUUUUUUUUUUGAGAGAGAUUUUUUGCUACAGGGCACG
This is a messenger RNA of Tupaia belangeri chinensis (Chinese tree shrew), 3297 nucleotides long. It is a transcript of the gene ITIH5, whose product is annotated as inter-alpha-trypsin inhibitor heavy chain 5. The transcript is spliced from 14 exons. Bases 62 to 2863 code for a protein of 933 amino acids. Gene Ontology annotation, molecular function: serine-type endopeptidase inhibitor activity. Gene Ontology annotation, biological process: hyaluronan metabolic process. Lineage: Eukaryota; Metazoa; Chordata; Mammalia; Scandentia; Tupaiidae. The record is from RefSeq and is a predicted model, not a curated record.